Messenger RNA from Tachysurus vachellii, 1181 nucleotides. Its product is annotated as tapasin-related protein-like. The record is from RefSeq and is a predicted model, not a curated record. Bases 101 to 1033 code for a protein of 310 amino acids. Lineage: Eukaryota; Metazoa; Chordata; Actinopteri; Siluriformes; Bagridae. The transcript is spliced from 3 exons.
CACUAACAAGUUUACCACAUGUUUGUUCAGGCUAAUUAUAUUCAGAUUAUCAAGGUAACAUCAUUUAUAACAGCAUUACAUAAAAACAUAGACUUAUUCGAUGCAAACAACUAUCUUCUGGCUCACACUAAGCAGCAUAACAAUUUUAAAUCACUUCUCAAAUUCUCUUUCAGCUGUGAAAACAUGGACUUGCCGUAAUUUUAAUUCAACACAGGUAGUACGUCAAGGAUCGUCAACCAGCAUCAAUUGUUAUCAAAAACAGAACUUUUGUCUCAGAGACAAGGGUGUUGCUUUUGCAGUUGAUUUGAGAAGAAAACAUUUACUUUGUGCAUACUUCUAUAUAAACCAAUCCUGGAAUAAGCAGUCGUGCAAUGACAACAUUAGAUUUGUAUGGAUUCCAGAAACAGAGCAAAUAUCGUUUGACUUGCUAAAUAUUCAGAUAAAUCAUUCUGCUGAUUACACAUGUACAGUAAUUCAGUACUUCCCACCUCCUACACACUGUGUGUUAAUCCAGAGGACAUUGAUUCAAGUAAUAGCAUCUCCAUCUGUUUCUGUGGCAUGUGUGAAAGAGCCUGAUGGAACUCCCACUAUGCUUUGUGCUACUGAGGGCUUUUACCCUGCUGAUCUGAAACAGGCCUGGCUCAGAGAUGGAGAGUACAUCAGUUACCUGAACACAUCACUUCAAAGACCAAAUUACGAUGAAAAUCUGAGCACUUCUCACAUCAACUGGACCUUCAAAAACAACACAGAUGGGUCCUACAGCCUUAUGUCAUACCUUCACCUGUCAUCAAACAUAGCAGAGCAGGUGAUGUACUUCUGCUGGGUGAAUCACUCAACACUGAUUGAACCAAUCACUGUUAUCAUGUCAUCUGAUGAAUGCACCGAGACAGAAGCGGAAUUCACAGGUAUUUUUGUUCGUUGUAUAGUCGUGGGGCCCAUCUUUGGCUUGUUGAUUUGCACUGCUUUGUUCAUUGAAAUUUACUUUCAGCACCUCAGUAAGUUUUUCUUCACACACACACACAAAUACAUAUGAAACAUUUAUACAAAAAUCCAUUAGUAAAAGCAGUAAAACUCUUUUCUGUUUAUGAAUGCAGCGACUGUCUUGUGCAGUUUUUUUGAGCAUCUUGCAGCAUCUGUCACAGUUCUUCUGGUGAUGCUGACUGUCAUACCUUUUUCUGUAU